Molecule: messenger RNA, 2265 nt
Organism: Ziziphus jujuba (common jujube)
Lineage: Eukaryota; Viridiplantae; Streptophyta; Magnoliopsida; Rosales; Rhamnaceae
Exons: 1
Coding region: 133-1818 (561 amino acids)
Biological process (GO): defense response
Source: RefSeq, a predicted model, not a curated record
UGUCGGACGGCGACGAAGGGACCCAUUUUCUGAUUCUCUUCCUUCAUUCCUCAUUUUCUCUCAUAAAUCUUUAAAUUUAAAUUUAAAUUUAAAAAAAAAAAAACUGAAAAAUCCAAAAAAAAAAAAACGAAAAUGUCAAUUUUAGCACCAUUUCAGCUUCUGGAGCUGAAUGUCAUCUCCGCUCAGGAUUUGGCACCCGUAUCCAGAUCCAUGCGGACCUACGCGGUCGCAUGGGUCCACCCGGACCGGAAGCUCUCGACCCGGGUCGAUACCCACGGCCACAACAACCCGACGUGGAAUGACAAGUUCGUCUUCCGAGUCGACGAGGAGUUUCUCCACGCAGAUACAUCGGCGGUCAUGAUAGAGAUCUACGCUCUCCAUUGGUUCAGAGACGUCCACGUCGGAACGAUUCGAGUUCUCGUCGGGAAUCUAAUCCCGACGCCGCCGCGAACAUUUCGGAACCCGUACCCGCAGCUCGGUAUGCGGUUCGUAGCUCUUCAGGUCCGUAGACCGUCGGGUCGACCUCAGGGGAUUUUGAAUAUUGGGGUUGCGUUGUUACACAGCGCCAUGAGAAGCAUGCCUCUAUAUUCUCAAUUGAGUACCUCCGCCGUUGGAUAUAAACAGCUGAUGGGUGAAGAAGAACCACAUCAUCAUAAUCACAAUCGCAAUAGCAAUACGUCUACAGCAGCAAAUCAUAACCACCAUUUCUCUCUCGGAAACCCUGGGCUUCGAAGAACCAUGAGCGAUAGCAGUUCGCUUCUUGGAACAGAGCUCAGAGCACAGGGUUUCAUGGAAAAGGGGCAAAAGGGAAAAUCAAGCUCCAUGGUUAAUGGCUCUGAGGUUUCCAAUAAUAAGAAUAGAAAGAAAGGUCGGUCGAAAGCUAGCUCUGUGGUUAGUGGGUCGGAAAUUGUUAAGAGAGGAGGAAAAGCUAGCUCGGUGAUUAAUGGGUCGGAAAUUUUGAAUACACCGAAGAAGGGUAAAAUAGGAAGAUCAAGUUCGUUACUCAGUGGGUCAGAGGUUUUGAAGGGCAAAACGGGAAGAUCAAGUUCCGUUCUCAGUUUCUCGGAAAUUAUGGUGGACACGCCAAAGAAGAAAGGAAAACCGAGCUCAAUCGUCAAUGGCGUCGAAGUAACAGCCGAGAUAACGAAGAACGGCAAAAAUGGAAAGCCGAAUCCCAUAAUCAACGCCGUGGAAGCUGAGGUUCCGAAGAAGAAAGCCGCCGGAGAUAAAAUUCGAGCAUCACCGAAAGUUAUGCCGUCGCCCGUGGCGAAGGCGAUGCAAUCGCCGAAAGUAAUGCCGUCGCCGAGAAUGAACUUGGAUCAGGCGCGUAGAGGCACGCCGUUGCAUGGAAAGUCUCCUUUGCAAGGAAAAUCUCCGUUCCAUAAGCUUCACUUCCCGUCGCCAUACGAGUACGGUACGCCAAGGAAAUCAGUAAGAGGCCAGCUGUAUUUGACGGAAUCGGAGCUCGGUCCGUCGCCUUCGGAGGUCGCCGCGGAGAUAGCGAACAACCGAGCAGCGAACGAUGAUGCAGAGAGCUCGAUCAUCGGAGCUUGGAGUGUCGACGAGAGCGUGGAAGGCUUGCAGUCGAAGCUGGAGAGAUGGCGGACGGAGCUCCCGCCGGUGUACGAUCGCGGCGAGACGUCCACGUUUCCGUCGGAGUCCCGUCAUGCUCGGAGGAACACCGACGGUGGCGGAGGACUCUUCUCUUGCUUCAGCAACAUCUGCGGCUGCCAGUGCUCCAUCGUCUGCGGUGCUCCGAAGAAAGGGUCCACUCGGAUCCGCCGUAGCCCAUCCGCGGACAAAAUCAGCUACCUGUGAGUCCGAUCCGAGUUACAAUAAGAUUCUGAGUCGGGUUUUUUUGGGGCCUUUGAGUGCUGUGAAUACGAGAAAGAAAGAAAAAAACAAAAAAGGACAAUGAGGAAUUGAACUAACCGUUUGGUUCUUUGCUAAAAUACGCCGAGGUGCAGGAUAAGGGGUUGCUAUCGGUUAGGCCAUUCUUCUUUCUUCCCUUUCCUUUUUUUUCCUUUUUUGUUUUUUUUUUUUUUAAUUAUAUCUUUUUGGUUUGUAAAUUCAUGAGUCUCUGAUAUUUCAUAUAUAUCCUUUGCGUGACUUGAAAAAAGAAAAAAAAGAAAGCUAUAAAAGAGAGAAAAAAUGAAAGUUACAUUUCUGAUUUGCUAUUGGUGAUUGUAGAAUAUAUAUCACCAUGAACACUUUCAUGUAAUUACAAAAUAUUAAUAAUAUGAUGUGGGAAAUUUGGAUUUUUCA